CGUGAAGCUCUUCAGCGUGUUUGGGUGCCAGUAGACCCCCUCCCCAAAAGCAGAAAUCAAGACACCAUGGCGACACCACGACUCGCAAGGACGCUCACCUGUCCCAAUUGCCUGGGCCGCCUGCCCCUCAGCCGGCCAGCAGUCCCGUCGUUUCCCUCCCCGCUGCAGUUGGGACUGACCCAGGUCCGCCAUGCCAGGACCCUGACCAAGGCCGAGCUGGAGGAUCUCCAGGGCAUACCCGUGCGGUUGCUGAAGAACGUCAUCGGGUUCGGCAAGCAAAAUGCCAUCAUCCGUGUCAAGCCCGGCCGUAUGCGAAACCAAUGGCACCACAAGGGCCUGGCCGAGUACAUGACCAAGAAGCGCUUCGAGGAGCUGGGCCUCACCGAGUCCGCCAUCGGCGUACGCGAUCGCGCCUUUGGCAAGCAGACGCUCGAUGACGAGACAUCCCAGAACAACAAGGACAGCAACGUCGUCGAGACCCCCACCACCAAGAAGAAGGACGUUGUCACCAUGGCGCCCGACGAGUCUCGCGCCCUACUCUCCGAUCUCCUGCCCGCGACGCUCAUCUUCGCACGAAAACCUAUCAACUCCGCAGACUCAGCCCAACCCGAGGUCUCUGCACCCGAGCCUUCCAUCCCUCGCUCCCCCUCCCUAGCAGCCAACGCCCAGACCUCUAUGCAGCAACAGCAACAAUCCUCAUCCCCCGGGAUGGAGCCAGCAGUCGACACGACCACCAUCUUCGGGUCCGUAUCGUCGCUGGACAUCCAGCAGCGGAUCCGAGAGGCGUUGCUGGCGGACCGAAACGGCAGUCGCGUGGCGCUCGAGGUGGACGGUAUCUCGAUCAAGGGCCUCGAGGCUGGCGAGGACCGCAUCAAGAGGCUGGGCGUCUACGAGGUCGAGAUCGUGACCGGCAAGGGCCUGGAGCCCGUGAGGAGGACCGUUGAGGUCGUUUCCGAGGCCGAGUUCGAUUAAAAGAACGGAGCGGAACGGAAGUGAACAGACAGGUCCACAAGGAACACGAAAUCUGCAUAGAAUUUGAGUUGUGUGGAGCUCAACCUCUCGAGGUCAUGCCAGAAGGGGCAGAAGGGGUGGGGGGCUGUAUGCGGUGUCCCCGCCAAAGUAUCGUGACACUCUCCGUGGGGGCGAGUAUAUGCAUGUAUUAUACGGUUCAAGGAAGAUAGUUGUACUAUAAAUGUACGAUAUUUCAAGCAA
Messenger RNA from Truncatella angustata, 1212 nucleotides. RefSeq lists its product as uncharacterized. Gene Ontology annotation, biological process: translation. The transcript has 3 exons. NCBI's taxonomy places the organism in Eukaryota, Fungi, Ascomycota, Sordariomycetes, Amphisphaeriales, Sporocadaceae. Gene Ontology annotation, cellular component: ribosome; mitochondrion. Gene Ontology annotation, molecular function: structural constituent of ribosome. The record is from RefSeq and is a predicted model, not a curated record. The coding region runs from base 67 to 972 and encodes 301 amino acids.